CAAAGUGCGUGGGUCAGAUCAUCACGUGGGUCCCUUCUUAUUUUGCUGUGUAAUACUGAUUGUGUAUCAUCAUUGGGAUUAUUACGGCGGCCGAUUGUAGUGCGACGUACGGACACAUACAUACAUAGCGCGACGAGAGUGAAUAUAGAGCAGAGAGGAUUUCGUGUCUAAAUGCUGUACGGCCUGUGGCGUGAUUAACAUUGACCGAGGUACCAAAGAAAGUGUCAAGAUUGAGCAAGUCGUUGUUCCGUCCGGCGGCGAUCUCGCCAAAAUUUGGAGGAUGCUGAUGCCGGGAGCCGCUGGUCUCGGUGUGGGCGCGGUUGGCGCCGUCGGUGCCCCAGCGCCCGACGAGCUGGUGCAAGGGCUGGGUGCCCUGGCGGGUACUACGCCGCAACAAAAAGACACGACAUGGACGAAGCUGUUCGUCGGUGGCUUGCCCUAUCAUACUACCGACAAGAGUCUCAGGGAACAUUUUAACGUUUACGGAGAUAUCGAAGAAGCGGUCGUCAUCACGGACAGACAGACCGGCAAAAGCAGAGGCUAUGGCUUCGUAAUUAUGGGGGAUAGACCGGCGGCAGAGAGGGCAUGCAAAGACCCUAAUCCCAUCAUCGAUGGUCGCAAGGCAAACGUCAACUUGGCCAUUCUCGGAGCUAAGCCCAGGGGUAAUUUGCAAACGACAUUCCCGUUCGCUACAGGCAUCCGGGCCGGUUAUCCAGCAGUACUUCCUGGCCAAUAUGGGGUACCACCAGGCUACGUGUACCAGUCACCUUACCUGGCGGCCGCGGCGCCAGGUGGUCUGGUACCGCUUCCGGCGACGCAGUUGAGCCACGCAGCCGCCGUCGCCGCGGCGUCGCAGUUCUACGAGUACCAGAACGCGGCGGCGGCCGCCGCGACCUAUCCGGGCACCUCGUACAACUUCGCCGAGGCGUAUCCGUACACGACCGCGGCCGCGGCUGGUACGUGUUUGAAUAGUGUCCAGAGUAAGGGUAGCAACUACCCGUUACACCAUCACCACCAACACCACCAACAGCAGCAACAGCAGCAGCAAAACGGUCCCGCGACGUUGGCGCAUCAGCAACGGCUGGAGAAAGCUCUCCUACCGCAAUUUCUGCCGUCCGUGCUGCGUGAUUACGCUAAUGCAGCGGCAGGUUACGUAACGCCGUACACCUACGCCACAUUGCCAGGUGCUGCGGGUCUGCCGGCAGCGGCGGCGGCGGCGGCAACAGCAGCUGGGGCAGCUUUUCCAGGCCUGCCGUAUCAGACGACACCUCAGGAGGCCAGAUUGCAAUAAAGCGCUUUUGAUGUUAGACCAUCACAGAGACAGAGACAGUUGUAGCCGAGCCUUCUUACGUGAGAGAUGAAGCGAGGGAGGAGUGGAGAUGGAGGAGUGCAUAAAAUGCACUCAUUUUCGCCAUCUUUGGAGAAUCGGCUCGCAAGCUUUCUCAUUUUAACUAUUUCCAUGAGACUUUUAUGUUCCCGAUCGUGUCUUGCAAAUCAAUCGAAAUAUCUUCGCGAGAACCGCGAAAAGGAUAAGAUCUGACGAAGUGGCAGCUCCCUCGAGAAUGACGAAUCGCGACUUCUUUCACUAAGUCUGUAUAAUCUGUAUUCUUCCUUUUUUGCUUCUUUGACUUUAAAUUUUUCCUCCUUUCAAUUUCUCUCAUGAAGCCGAUAUAUCGGCCUGUUCUUCACUAAUAUCACACAUUUCGCGAAAUUUUAGAGAAAAGACUCUACGAUUUUUAGAGAGCUACGAUUACGAUUAUUUAUAGCGAACUCGAAUAAGCUCGUUCGAGAAAAUGACUCUCAAUCAAAUCGGAACUUGAGAGCCGAAAAGAGGGUUAAUUGAAAGCGCAUUCAAGAGUUAAAAGCGCGAAAACGCCCGUUAUAGGUUUUUGGGCACAAUGCUAUUCUGUAAGAUUUCUACUUCGAAAUAUUACGAGAUGAGAGGUGGUGUAUCUAAAUGUAACCGCGUGUUAUGAUUCUUGAAAUUUAACUUUCUUAAGAUUCAAGCUCAUCGAGAUCAUAAUCAUACUAAUUCCUUGCUCCUAUCCAUUUCCGUCGGUGGUUCCUAAAAUCGGACUUCUUUGACAGUCAAUUUUAAAACUGUCAGUCAAAUACACUGUCAGAUAUACACGUGAAUCUUCUCUCUCAUAGCUGCGACACAAUCUGUCUUCGACAAAGUUAGGCGAAUUCGAUAAACUUAAAAUAUCGAUAAAAUUAGUACGAAAGUUCUAGUAAUAUAAAUUUCGGAAUCAUUUAUACAUUCAGGUUUAGAGAUGCACGGAGAGAGCAACGUGUUUUAAUUUUUAGGUAAAUUUUCAGUAGAACUUAAAAACUUAACGCGGUAAACAAGAUUUGUAGUAUCAUAAGCUGUUAGGUUACAUUUUCAGGCGUUUUCGAAUAAAAAAGGAAGCAAUUAUGAUUGCGAUUAAUCUGUAAUGAAUCGAUUUUUAGAAUAAUGUUUAGGACGGUAUUCACAGUCGUUUAGCGCGUAAUUAUACCAGCUUGUAGCAUGGGAAUAAUAGAUAGUAAAAGCUCUACAGUAAAAUAUAUUUUGAAUAUACCUGAGAAACAAAAUAAACAUUCGAUUUCUUUGUUGUUAUUAUCGUCUUUAAUGAUGUUUCAUUUACGCAGAAAACUAUCAGCAAGAUUAAUCAUUCUUAAAUGCUUGCACUUUCUCUCUCAAAAACGAUUUUGGGACGGGAUUUCUAUUCAUUUCUAUCCUUUUUUUUUUAUCUCGUUUAUCGAUCGAAGAUUCCUCAAGACACGUCUAUCCGAAAAUUUAUUUAUUCUGUUCGAUCGAUUGUUGUUAAAGCAAUAAAAAACGCAUCAACAUUUGCAAUUCGGCUGUUUAUGUUUGCUUUAUAUCGUGCCAAUUCUUUGUUUAUCCAUCUCGAAAUUAUAAUUAUUUUUCUUUUUCUAAUUUUCUUCGUCAGAUUGAAACGAGUUAGCAAUUUUUUUCAAUUUCAGCUUUGAUUUUAUCAUUGAAUAAUGUACUUCAAAAGGAAACAUCGCAAUCUGUUAGAAAAUCUCAUUUACGCCGAUAUUUUUGGAGUUCUUUAUUGAAUAAAAAUUUCUUAUUGAUACUAGCAUACACAUAUAUGCACAUAUAUGUGUAUGUGUGUGUGUCAGUAUAUAUGCACAUAUGCUAAUUAUAUAAUUAUUGUUCUUAUAAUUAUUGUAAUUAUAAUUCUUUAUUCUCGAGGUACACGAUUAUGUGAAUACCGUCUGUAGAUGUAUAUCUAUACAUAGAGAGAAUGCGUUAUAAUAACAAAGUAUACGUAUCUUCCAAAGUACUUGUUUACCGAUAUCUUUUUUCUUAUUUCGCACUGCUUGUUUCGGCUCUCUGUUUAUUAGCAGACUAUGUUUUUACGUAUAUAUUAUAUAUAUAUACAAAUACGUCGAUAUUUAUUACAAGCUAUAACAUAUUACGCAUAUUACUAGUUAAGACGUUAACUGAUUUAUCGGGAGAUAGAAUCACACACACAAAAAGAAAUGUGAAUUUAGAAAGAGAAAAGCCGAGACGUUAUCGAAGGCAUCUAAUCUAGCCAUAGUGGCCUUAAAAUCGCACAUUAGAGCGAAACGAUCAAGUGUCUUAUUUUGAGGCCUUGUCACAUUAAUUAAUCAACUAAAUGUAUUAGACAAAAUAUAACAUCGACUAACUUUAUAGCAAGGCGAACAUGCCGAGGAGCGAAUGAAUCGAUCUGAUUUGUAAAUCAGUUUUAAUUGUAAGAAUCUAAUGCUUCUUAUAUAUACUUAUUUUCGACAAAAAAAAUUAAAUCUUUUUUAACGAUUAAUUAUUUCGAUGAAGGCGCGCAUCGUUUUGUGUACGUUUUAAGUAUUGCCUCUAAUUAUACCGUAUUGAACUGCGAUAAUUUCCUGACACCUGAUCGACUUUUCUCAAACUCGUACGUUCGUCUACUCUUAAUGAUCCAGUGCCUUAAUUAGCACAGUCGAGAGUAGCCGUAAUGAUUAGAAACUAGUCAGCGAUUUGUUAGUGCAACGCUCGACGCGCUAACUCGUACAGGAGUGAGGCUCAAUGAAAGGGUGAGGAGCUAAAGGAAUAUCAAAACAUAAUCAACUAGGAUCGGGUUGAGGAACGUGGUUGUCUAGUCCCAAACCCUUUCAAACCUUAAAUGGGGUUAACUCGGUUUGUUAGAUUUGUAAGUAGAAGUUAAUACGCAGGGUGGAAACCAAAAGCGAAAUUCUUUGUAAAAAGUUAGAAAGAGAAGACGUUAGGGACGGAUUAGUUUAGUAAGAAUUAUUACAUAACGUAAUAGGCAAAUAAAUUAUUAUUAUUAUUAUUAUUAUUAUUAUUAUUAUUAUUAUUAUUAUUAUUAUUAUUAUUAUUAUUAUAUUAUUACAUUAUUAUUGAUAUUAUCACGUUUUAUUAUUAUUAUUAUUAUUAUUAUUAUUAUUAUUAUUAUCAUUAUUGCUAUUAAUUAUAUAAUAUUAUUGUUCAUGUACUUAACGAAGAGACAGAAUGUAAGCGUAACGUGAUUGAGGAAUUUGUUAUAAAACACACUAAAGCUUCCGUUGCGAAUGAAGAAAGGAUGGUAAUAGAGAAAAUCUCAGAUGAUGGCACAAGAAUACGUGCUCUCAUCGCGGGUACGAUCAUCUUUUUGAACAUCCUAUAUUCCUAGAAUUAAUUGUAUAUAGGAUUAAUUAUACAUAGGUUGUAAUAUAUAUAUAUUGCCUGUUAUAUCCUCAAUAAUAUUAAAAUAUUAAUAGCUCUAUUGAUAGAUUCACGAGAACCGAAAACAAAUAUAUUAUCAUUAAGAGAAA
Messenger RNA from Cataglyphis hispanica, 4782 nucleotides. RefSeq names its product RNA-binding protein 24-A-like. The transcript has 6 exons. Bases 281 to 1291 code for a protein of 336 amino acids. The record is from RefSeq and is a predicted model, not a curated record. NCBI's taxonomy places the organism in Eukaryota, Metazoa, Arthropoda, Insecta, Hymenoptera, Formicidae. Gene Ontology annotation, cellular component: cytosol. Gene Ontology annotation, molecular function: RNA binding.